ACGCAACUCAGCUCCGCAGUGACGUUGCUGAGACUUCAACAGGUUGUUUGAGCUGCGGUGAGUUUGUGUCUCCACCUGUGUUUCACCUUUAUAUUCACAGUGUGCUGUGGUAACAAACACAGGUGAAGAUGAACGCAGCAGAAUCACAGCGACGCUCUGAACCGUUUCUACCAGAGAUCAACACCAACAGGAGGAGAUGUGCUCAGCUCAGCAGGAGGAAGCCGGAGAAGACGUCAGAUGAAUCAGCUCAGAUUCUCUCAAAAGAAGAAAUUGCGCUGUUCAGACACAGUGUGAAGCAGAGCGUCUGUGUGCAGAUGCUUCAGGAGGGUUUUCACAGGUCGUUCUCGGAGCUCUUCCUCCUGCUGAGAGCUGAUGAGGAUCUCAGGGAUCUCAGACGUCAGGCGCCGCUGGAGCAACAGAAGGACAAACUGGAGACCAUGAGAGUUCACCUGAGCCUGGCCGAGCAGGCGGAGAGGACCGGUUCCUGGUCGGUGGUGUGUGAGCAGCGUCUGUCUCUGGGUCAGUACUUCUCGGUUCCGGAGGACGUCUGGCUCAGUUUGCACUUCUACCACAGCUGUGUGGACAGACAGCCGGGCGGGUCCAGACCGGUGGCCGAGGCCCGGGCCUGCAUGGCCGAGCUGUACCUGCAGCGAGGUGAGCUGCAGCAGGCGAAGCAGCAGGCGGAGCUUUGCAUCCAGCAGGCAGAAGCAGGCGGCUGGAUGGACUCGGCCGGGCGACCUCUGUGGCUCCGGGCUCGCCAGACACUGUGGAGGAUCUACAGCCGGCUGGCCGACGCUCCGCUGGACGCCGAGGACUACGACGAGGCCCUGACGCUGCUCCACAAGGGCUACAGCAUGGCUAUAGAGUCUGAAGACAAACAGCUGGAAGGUGAGGCCUCGUACCGACUGGGGCUGACCUAUCACAGUGCAGGAGACCACGACAGAGCCAAACAGUUCAUCAGCACUUCCAUGCAGAUCUUCGGCACACUGGGGAAUGCAGACGGACUCGGGAGGUGCUACAAGGCUAUGGCCAAGUGUAUGGAGAGCGAGGAAAACGUUGACGAGACAGUCGAUUGUCUGGAGAAGUUUGCCGACAUCUCUCGUAGCAACGGACUGCAACACAACCUGGCCGACGCCUACCUGUGUCUGGGCAACAUCUACUACAGGAGGAAUCAGUACCAGAAGUCUUCUGAGUUCUUCCUGCAGAGUUAUGAAGUGGCCUGCAGUCUGCAGGACGUGGAUCUGCUGCAGAGAGCUCAGGUGUGGGUGGCCAGCGCUCGAGCCCAAACUGUCAUCAGGAAGUACAGCGCUGACGUGGUGUUGGCCACGGAAGCCGCUCUGCGACGGCUGCUGGCCUGGAAACAGACCAGACCACUUCAGGAAGCCAGUCGAGACGAUACUGACAGAACUGCUGCUGCUGCUGCUGCCUGGUACCAGCUCACUGACACAUGAUGAUGAUGAUGAUGAUGAUGGUCCACAUCCUGCUCUGAACUGUGGGAUGUAAAUGUGUUUGAUAUUUUCUCAGUUCUUUGUUAACAUAAUAAAAAAGCCUGUGAUCCUCCA
Molecule: messenger RNA, 1562 nt
Organism: Acanthopagrus latus (yellowfin seabream)
Lineage: Eukaryota; Metazoa; Chordata; Actinopteri; Spariformes; Sparidae
Gene: ttc29
Product: tetratricopeptide repeat domain 29
Exons: 12
Coding region: 129-1451 (440 amino acids)
Molecular function (GO): protein binding
Source: RefSeq, a predicted model, not a curated record